Adineta steineri is the source of this 2364-nucleotide messenger RNA. The record is from the annotation of a GenBank genome assembly. Lineage: Eukaryota; Metazoa; Rotifera; Eurotatoria; Adinetida; Adinetidae.
AUGACAAUGAAUCAUCAUCGUCGAAUAGUAGUACCCGGUGCACCAAAUGAUGGUUCCAAUGCAUUAUUAAAAUAUUUUUUUAGUCAUGAAGGUUGUCGAAUAUUGAGUACAAUUGUUACUGAUGAAUAUAAAAUUCUUCAAGAAACGAAAAAAAUUCUUGAAAAACGUAUUUCACUCGAUGAACAAUAUGCAAAAAAUCUUCAAGAUUUAACAGCAAAUGCAGAUAGAAUUAUAUGGCCCGGAGGUACACAUCCAAUUGCAUCGGUAUCUCGAGAUGUUCUUCUACGAUGGUCUUAUUUAGCAUCAACAAUUAGUACACAAGCUGAACAAUUUCGAAAAAAUAUCAUCGAUGAUUUACUUAAAGAACUUGUUGAACAUAAAAUUGAUUCAAGAAAAUAUUUCGAUGAAGAAAAACGACGAUAUGAUGGUGAACAUCGAAAAGCUCAAAAUGAUGUACUCGAUGUUGAAAAACGUUAUUCAGAUGAUAUUAAAUCAUAUUUAACAAAAAAUAAUGAAUUAACAAAACUUCAAAAUAAUGCAAAAAAAGGUGAUGAUUCUCGAAUAAAACACUUGAAAGAUAUAGUUAUUGAUAAACGAAGUAAUCUAUAUCGUACACAUAAUGAAUAUAUCUAUAAAAUUCGUGAAUAUAAUUUUAUUGAUGAACAAUAUGUUCGAAAAAUUCGAAGUUUAAUUAAUUAUCAUGAAGCAAUUCAAGUGAUUUUAAAUAAAUCAUGGCAAAAUGUACUUGAUGCUGUAGCUAAUUAUUAUUCGGAAGAUUCAGUAGCAGCAAUCAAACAAUCACGACAACUAAUAUCUUCGAUUAAUCCAUAUCAUUCUUACGACGAACUAUGUACCAUUUAUUCCCAUACUCCUCCGAUCACACCGAGUCCUCAGGUAUAUAAUAUGACACUUUUUCAAGCAACAUCUCUUACAAAAGUAAAAUCAGAUCAAUUUGUUGUUGAUAAUUCAACAAAACAAGAUUUAAAACAAAGAAUUGAAAUAUUAACUAAUAGUAUAAAUGAAUCGAUUCCUAUACUAGUCAAUUUACCUAGAGAUAAAAUUACGUAUGAUGUACGGAAGAAAUUCUUUGAACAAGAACAACAAACAAAUUAUUUACGGGCGAAGAAAAAAUGGGAAGAACAAUUACGAAAUGAAUUUAAAUCAGUUUUAAAAGAUGUUGGAUAUAGAUCCGAUGAUAAUGAAUCGAAUUUAGAUUCUGAUGAUGAUGAUUUAACUGAUCGUCUUGAAGAUCAAGCAUACUUUCAUGGUGUUUUACCACGUACUCAAAGUAUUAGUCAGUUGAAAGAAAACGGAGAUUAUUUAGUUCGUAAGAAUGAACAAGGAAAAAUCGUUUUAUCAAUAAUGUGGAAUGAUAUACGUAAUCCAAAUACAUUAAAACAUGCACACUUUUAUAUUAAUGAAGAUAGAAACAUGUAUUCAUUACAACCAGGUGGAGUUUCUAAAGCAUCAGUUAAUGAAUUAAUAUCAUUUUAUAAAAGACAAAAAUUAACAUUACGAGAUGAUGGAGUACGAUUAAUUCGUCCUAUAACAAGACCAGAUUAUAUAGUUAAUAACGAUGAUGUUCAUAAAUUAGAAGUCAUAGGAAAAGGUCAUUUUGGUGAAGUUGUACGUGCUGAAUAUCGUGGUGAAUAUGUUGCUGUAAAAAUUCUUCAUCCAUCAACAACGGAUCGAAAUGCUGAAGAUCGUAAAAAUUUUAUAAAAGAAGCACUUUUACUUCAACAAUAUAAACAUAAAAAUAUUGUUAAAUUUCUUGGUAUUGCUGCAAUACGUGAUCCACUUAUGAUUAUUAUGGAACUUAUUGAACAGGGAAGUCUAGAUAAAUAUUUAAAAAAUAAUGAUUUACGUCUUUCACAAUUAAUUCAAAUGUGUUAUGAUAUUGUCAAAGGAAUGGAAUAUUUAGAACAAUGUAAUAUUAUUCAUCGAGAUUUAGCUGCUCGGAAUUGUUUAGUUGAUAGAAAAGGUCGAAUAAAAGUAGCUGAUUUUGGUUUAUCAAGAUGUUUACAAUCUGACGAAGAAUAUUUUUGUCAAGUUAAAACAAUUCCAGUACGUUGGUGGGCUGUUGAAGUCUUCUCAAAUGCACCAUAUACGAAUAAAUCUGAUGUUUGGUCAUAUGGUGUAACUGCUUGGGAAGUUUUUUCAAAAGCAGAUUUACCUUAUUCACAUAUACAAUUUAAUCAUACAGUUAUAAAUGCUAUUAAAAAUGGUGAACGUUUGAAACAACCUGACCGGUGUCCAGUAAAAAUUUAUACGAUUAUGGCAACAUGUUGGCAACUUGAUCCACAAGAUCGUCCAAAUUUUGAAAAACUUGUUGAACUUAUAAGAAAAGAAAAAACUUUAUUUUAA